CCCCAGGCUGGGGAGAUGGAAGAACAGGUGUUCAAGGGGGACCCAGAUACCCCUCAUUCCAUCUCCUUCUCGGGCAGUGGAUUCCUCUCCUUCUACCAGGCCAGGGUGGUGGAUGCCUUUCAGGACCUGACCCCCCGGAUGCUGGAAACGGCCCAUCGCUUUGCUGGGACGUCGGCAGGUGCGGUGAUUGAAACCUUGGCCAUCUGUGGGAUUGAAAUGGGUCUGGGAGAGGGAAAAGCGGCCCUGUACUGCAGCUGCUUUGUCCCUGUGUACUAUGGCCUCUUUCCUCCAACUUACCGUGGCAUGUGGUACAUCGACGGGGGCUUCUCGAGCAUGCAGCCCUGCUCCUUCUGGAUGGACUCCAUCACCAUCUCUACCUUCAGUGGUCAGCAGGACAGCUGCCCGCGGGACUGCCCCGCCAUCUUCUGUGACUUCCGCAUGUUCAACUUCUUUCAGUUCUCCCUGGAGAACAUCGCCAGGAUGACCCAUGCCCUGUUCCCCUCAGACCUGGUGAUCCUGCACAAUUAUUACUACCAAGGGUACGAAGAUGCUGUUUCGUACUUGAGGCGGCUGAAUGCUGCUUACCUUAAUUCUCCUUCCAAGAGAGUGAUUCUCCCCUGGGUAGAAGUGUACUGCCAGAUAGAACUCGCCCUUGGGAAUGAGUGCCCUGAACACUGUCAACCAAGCCUCCAAACAGAGCGGGCCAGUCCAGAAGAAUCCAGACAACUUCACACACAAUGGGCUCCCAAAGGGGAAAGAAAAGGUGGCCGUGGUCCAUCUCUGUCCCCACCUGUGCAGACACCUGAAUCCACAUGUGAGUGGCCUGUGGAGUCACCUGUUUCACCACCUGCAUCGCCACUGGCCUCAUCACCAUCACAUUCUCCAACUGACUUGCCACCUGUAUCACUCCCAGCUGUGCACUUCCUCCCCAGCUCAACACCUGGCCUGUCACCUGUAUCACCAUCACAGCAGGUACAACUGACUGGAUCACCACCCAUCCCCCCACCCCAGUCAUCUGUGUCAUCCAGGACGUCCCUGGGGCCUUCCGCUGUGGGGACAUCUCCAACAUUGCCCCAGUGUUCUUCUUCAGCAACACCUGCACAGCCACCUGUGGAGGAACUGGGCCCAGAACAGCCCCAAGGAAACUGUGAGCCGAGGGAGAAAACUUGAGCUGGAAUGGGAGAGAACCUGACGGCCGCAAGGCCAAGGCUUCUCCCUGCUGCUCUCAGACGCCCUCCUCUCACCCCAGGCCUUUUGGGGACCUGCGUGCCACCCACUACCAAACCUGUUGGUGUAGAGGGUCCAGCUUCCCCCAGGCAAGAGCCUUCUUGUCUAAACAUCCUCCCAGCUUCCCUGCAGUCCUUCCACUACUCUGCUCUGGACAGACAGAUGGACGUCAGCACAGACGGGCACUGAAGAGCGAGCAGCACAGCCUCCUCCCAGCUGGCUGGGCUCUGGGCCUUCCUCCCAACCUAGCCUGAGUUCACUUCUUCAAGAUCCUACUAGCCCCCCAGGAUCUCAUCCACAGGGCAAAACUGUUGGGGGUCAGGCAGAGCUGAGCCAUGGACACUCUUUCCUGUUUCCUGUGGUGUCAAGAGACCACAUCUUCUUCUAUUGCUUGUUUUUUGUUCACACAGCAUACAAAAGGCUUGACUUGGAACCAGUGGGCUCCACCUCAGCCACUCAUGGAAGUCCC
Molecule: messenger RNA, 1696 nt
Organism: Physeter macrocephalus (sperm whale)
Lineage: Eukaryota; Metazoa; Chordata; Mammalia; Artiodactyla; Physeteridae
Gene: PNPLA1
Product: patatin like phospholipase domain containing 1
Biological process (GO): lipid homeostasis; triglyceride catabolic process
Cellular component (GO): cytoplasm; lipid droplet; membrane
Molecular function (GO): triacylglycerol lipase activity
Source: RefSeq, a predicted model, not a curated record